Poecilia latipinna (sailfin molly) is the source of this 3345-nucleotide messenger RNA. Its product is annotated as kelch repeat and BTB domain-containing protein 13. The transcript has a single exon. NCBI's taxonomy places the organism in Eukaryota, Metazoa, Chordata, Actinopteri, Cyprinodontiformes, Poeciliidae. The record is from RefSeq and is a predicted model, not a curated record. Bases 600 to 2111 code for a protein of 503 amino acids. Gene Ontology annotation, molecular function: protein binding.
ACUGAGCAAAUGGUAAAUGGUCUGUAAUUGUAUAGCGGCUGCCAUAUGCCGGCGCCUCUGACCACCACCAGCAGGCGAGGCGACUUAUCCAAGGACACAACAGAUGUUGCUCAAUGACAACGUCAGAGACGGACAAAGCGGGGAUCGAACCAGCAACCCACCAAUUAUGGAACAAACUCCUACCACUGUCGCCACCAAAGACUCGCAGAAGUAAUUUUAGCAAAAACUGCCUCUACAAAAUACUGAGUUACUUGGCAGAUUUUAAUUUGUUAUAAAAAAAUCUGUUUUCCUUACUUUUCCACCUUCUAAAUAAAUCAAUAAAAUCCCAAUACAGUUCAUACUUUUGCACUGUAGUUCCAAACAGCAACACAACUCAUAGUGCAUGUUGACGGUUUCUCUAUCCUGCCCAAUGCCUGCAAGUGACACAGUAGCUAUCUAUAGCCUAAGCUAUUUUCAGACCAGGCAGGCGGGGCGCAGUUCAGCUCAUACUUAAACUCAUGUAGUGUUAGAGGGGAAAAUGGCUAAUCUACACUCAAGUCAUGCACCAAAUAAUUACUUGGGGCCUGUUUUAGAAAGAUGAGGUCUUUGUUUGAACGAUCAUGGAAGCGCCUGGGAGCCUGGGAAUCAGCCAGGAUAUUAAAGCCGAGAAUCCAACUGUUGAUCUGGAGGAAGCAGAGGCAGACUGGGUGAGAGUGAGAGUGGAGGAAAGCUGGUUCCAUCUUAACCGUGGGUUUCUUGUAAGGCACAGCGACUAUUUCCGAGCUCUCUUUCACUCAGGGAUGAAAGAAAGCCAGGAAGAGGAGCUAUAUCUGAGAGGAGGCGUGCACGCAAGAGGUUUCCUUAUUGCGCUUGCCGUCUGCAGGGAUGAGAACCCCCCCAUCAGGGACCCAGAAGAGCUUGUUGAAGCCGUAGAGUGCGCUGCUUUCCUGCAGAUCCCCACUUUGACUCGGCAUCUUUGCGACAUCAUAGACUCGGAUAACUGCCUCUUGCUUUACCACGCGGCUUCCAUCUUCGGAGUGCACAGACUGUUUCAGAACGCUGCUCUCUUUCUCUGUGAUGCUUUUGAUGACCUCAAGGAAGCAGCAGAAGGCACAAUUCCUGAAGAGCUGCUCAAAUACUCUCAAACGCUCUCCCCUGCUAGUUAUAUUGCCAUAGGGACCCAUACGCCAUCAAUGGAGCUGCUGCAGGACUCUUUCAGGGUUAUUUGCUUUCUUGAUGAAAAGGAAGGGGAGUGGAAGCAUCUGACAAACCUGCCAAUUCUUUGCAGUACCUCCAGGGCUGGGGUGGCCGUGCUUGACAAUCGGCUGUACAUUGUUGGGGGAAUUUACGGCUAUGGCAAAGACACAGUGGACAGAAGCUUCUGCUACAAUCCAGAUUCAGGGAUAUGGACAACUCUUCCAGGUCCACAGCAACCAAGAUACGACUUUACGCUGCUUGGGCAUGAGGGGCGCCUAUACGCCAUUGGUGGAGAAGCUCAAAAACAGAUAAUUUCUACAGCAGAGAAGUACGACGCAGCAAAGGGAGAGUGGACGUUUAUCCAACAUGCACCCAGACCUGUAGCAUCAGCCGCUUGUGCUGUUGCUCGUCAGCGAAUGUUUGUUUGCUUCUGGAAACCCCCCGACACUACAGAUAUCUAUGAGUACAUGCCACUAAAAGACAAGUGGAGUCUCACCACCACCAUGAUCAGACCGCAAAGCUACGGCCAUUGUAUGGUGGCCCACAGGGACAAUUUGUAUGUGAUGAGGAACGGGCCUUGCGAUGACUUCCUGCGCUGCCUGAUGGACUGCUACAACAUUACGACUGGCCAGUGGACCGCCAUGCCCGGACAUUACAUAAACAGCAAAGGGUCGCUGUUCACCGCGGUGACAAGAGGGGACUCUGCGUUCACAGUGAAGCACAUGUUGACUCUUGAAUACACCAUCACGGCAAAUGGAUGGAAACCCCACAGACAGAUGAAGGGAUUCCCAAAGAGUGGUUCACUAUGGACUUGUCUGCUUAGACUCCCCAAGACCGGACCAGUUACACCAGAACUGGAUGUGGAUGAGAGACAAAGAGAAAUCGCUUUGCCAGACAUUUCAGAAAGAUUUGUGGAUGUUAUACAACAGAUGUGAAGUUACUCCAACUGAGAUAGAAUGAUUAAAAGUCUAAGAGCUAAAAAAAAAAUGGGAAUACUUCUGGACAUUUUUAACAGAUAAAUACUCUUCACACAUUCACUUACUCACAUACACAACACAUACACACAAAGAUGUGCUGACACCAAAGAUUUGCUCUGAUUAGCAACAGCUGCUUCUGUGGUUUAGAUCAGGAAAGGCCGCUGUGUCUGUGUGUGUAAAGUUCAAAGGGGUUGAUGGGAUGCUCUGAGCCUCUCAUUCUCUGCCAUUUUCCCGGAGUCGCACUGGGCCAAUUCAGGAACCAGUAAUUUCCCGGUCAACACAAAGGCCUAACACUCACACACUCAUGAGCAAUUGCUGCUUUAGUGUGCGGUCGCUUGUUUCUGUGACUUAUAGGCUUGUAAACAGUCUAGAAUUUUUUUCCUUGUCUGUUUCAGUUAAAUAAAAGCAAAUAUCAUUAGGUUUGCAUUAUAUUAGUGAUAGUAAUGUCUAUUAUUACAAUGCCUUGCAAGAGUAUUUACAGACCUUGAACGUUGUUACUGCUUGUAAAGUUACAAUAAAAAAUACUUAAUAACUCAAGUGGAGGAAAAAUUACACUUCAUUUUCAAAUUAAAAUCAUGAUAUGUGUUAGAAUUGCCUAGUUAAAGUCCAGAUCUAAAUCUAACUGAGAAUCUAUGACACAAGUUGAAACUCUGUUCACUGACAGUCUUCCUCAACUACUGAAUUCAACUGAUCAAAACUGCCAAAUGUACAAGAGAAUUCAGUGUUUCCAUUAUGUGCUUAGUGCAAACAGUAUCAUACAUAAUAAAACAGGCAGUGAGACCAAUAGUGCCAUGUGACUGAGUCUGAGCUAAAGAUAAACUGAAACCAACAUCAAACUCUAAAUUUGCACACAUAGAAGACAACCCACCAAAUUGCAAAAGACAAACAUGUAUCCUUUUUUAUUUACUUUCUAAUUAUGCACUGCUUUUGUUAUUCUACUCCUAAUAAAUGGCAACAAAAUAUAAGGAAGUUUGUAGUUUUAAUGUUACGACAUUUCAAGGGGUGUGCAAAACUUUUGCAAGACAUUUAAUGUCAACAUGUCAAAUAUCAAAUACCACUGAACUCAUUUCACAAACCUGAGAAUUUAAUGAUUUUCACCGACCCUUCCCUUUGAUUUAAAUUCAGUUUCUGGAUGUCACUGUUAUCUGCAAAGUUUAAAAUCUCAUAAUUCUUUUCUGUGAUGGAACGGGAA